Nymphaea colorata (pocket water lily) is the source of this 1333-nucleotide messenger RNA. Its product is annotated as endoribonuclease Dicer homolog 4-like. The transcript has 6 exons. The record is from RefSeq and is a predicted model, not a curated record. Gene Ontology annotation, cellular component: cytoplasm; nucleus. The coding region runs from base 1 to 1239 and encodes 412 amino acids. Lineage: Eukaryota; Viridiplantae; Streptophyta; Magnoliopsida; Nymphaeales; Nymphaeaceae. Gene Ontology annotation, molecular function: RNA binding; ribonuclease III activity. Gene Ontology annotation, biological process: siRNA processing.
AUGACUGAAUGGAAGAGUCUUUUGAACAAUUACUGGACAGGGUUUAGCAAGUACUGUGACCAUGUGACCAAAGUUGAUAUUCGACAGGUUAAUCUGUUGUUUGCAACCAACGUUGCUGAAGAAGGCCUUGAUAUUCAAACAUGUUGUCUCAUUAUCCGCUUUGACUUACCAUCAACAGUGGCCAGCUAUAUACAAUCCAGAGGUCGUGCUUGCAUGCAGGAGUCUGAAUACCUUCUUCUAGUAGAGAGGAUCUCUUUUUCCUGGUAUGCGCAGAAUCCUGCCCCAGUGUUCAUUUAUUUGGAUGAUUUGGAUGGUGUCACUUGUCAUGUGGUUCUCCCUUCCAAUGCCCCCAUUCAUUGUGUUGAGGGGCCAUCAUGUGCUUCAAAAGAGGAUGCAAAAAAAGCCGCUUCUCUUCUAGCAUGCAAGAAGCUGUAUGAGUUAGGUUCCCUGAUGGACCAUCUUUUGCCAACGCAAAAGGAGAAGAUUGAAAUAUUUUUAGAAAAUCUACAUGAUAAGCUUGUAAAUUCUAGCGAUGACUUCUCCAGAGCAGAGCUUCAUGAAACAAUAGUACCUUCUGCACUUCAAAUGGACUGGAGGGGAUCUGCUUCUCAUCUCACAUUUCAUUUUUAUCAUAUGAUCUUUAUUCCUAAGCCAAGGGAUUGGUGCUAUAGAAGAUUUGGGCACCUUUUGGCACUUCCUCUUCCCAAAGAAGCUGAAGAUAUGCAAGUUGACCUUCAUCUUGCUCGUGGUAGAAUUGUGGAAACAAUACUUAUCCCAUCUGGGGUAAUUUCAUUUAGUGAAACUGAGAGGGUGGAAGGUGGGAGAUUUCAAGAAAUGUGCCUCAAACUCAUGCUUGACAGGUCAGGGGUUAGAGAUGACUAUGUUCAAUUGGGCACGUGCAUACCAUGGGAGGCCCAUAUCCGAGAGACAACCCCCGUGGUGGCCCAUAACAGUAUGGAUCCAUUCAUCCGCUGCAGCGGUAGAGCACUCAUCCAUGGAUGUGUGAAUUCCAAGGAGAUAUACUCAGCCAUCCCUAAGACACCCAGGUUGGGAAGGCGGGAGCCCAACGCUCCAAGCACAUCACACAACAAUACCCUGGGGCGUUGCACCGCCUACGCUUCGAACAGGCGAGACCAGUGGCGAAAACGGGAUGUCUCCCAAACACAUAGCUACAUCCCAUUGGCUUCUCUUCUCUUAUUCUUUCAUUAUUAUCAUUAUAAUAGCACAUUCACAAAAUGACUGGCUAACUCAUGAGGUUGGUACACUUCACGAGUGCACCCACACCUCCAAUUGCCUUCACACGAGGACUACACAUAACAUUAACAGUCUUAGC